Messenger RNA from Aspergillus chevalieri, 1083 nucleotides. Its product is annotated as putative GDP-D-mannose dehydratase. The record is from RefSeq and is a predicted model, not a curated record. The transcript has 6 exons. Gene Ontology annotation, molecular function: GDP-mannose 4,6-dehydratase activity. NCBI's taxonomy places the organism in Eukaryota, Fungi, Ascomycota, Eurotiomycetes, Eurotiales, Aspergillaceae. Bases 1 to 1083 code for a protein of 360 amino acids. Gene Ontology annotation, biological process: GDP-mannose metabolic process.
AUGAAUAAACGAAAGGCACUAAUAACAGGCAUUGGUGGCCAAGAUGGCUCCUACCUCUGUGAAAUUCUUCUCCAGGAUGGAUAUACAGUCCAUGGGAUACUCCGAAAUCGCACGACCAGUGACUACAUCCCGGUAGCUGUAUCUCAUGUAUUGGCUGCAGCAGAAAAAAAUCCAAACAAACUUAUACUACAUUCCGGAGAUAUCAUGGACCCUUACUUCCUCUUAGGUCUUUUCAGGGAACACAGCUAUGAUGAGGUAUACCAUCUCGCAGCUCAGAGCCAUGUGGGAACCUCUUUUAAACUUCAGCUCUAUACAUGUGAUGUCAAUGCACUGGGGACACUUCGGCUCAUACAGACAAUCCUAACCUUGGGCUUGGAGAAAAAGAUCAAGUUUUAUAAUGCCUGUUCAUCUGAGACUUUUGGCCAAACAGUGGAAGACUAUCAGAAUGAAUCAACUCCUCUUUGCCCUGUAUCUCCCUACGCGGCGGCCAAAGCCUUUUCCUACUGGAUUACUUCAAGCGCUCGCAUCACUCACGGCCUCUUUGCUGUGAAUGGAAUCUUGUUCAACCAUGAAUCCCCCAGGAGAGGCCUUGGCUUCGUGACCCGAAAAAUCACCUUUGGUGUAGCUCAGAUUCAUCUGGGUUUGAAAAACUGUCUUAUGCUUGGGAAUCUGAACGCGCGGCGAGACUGGGGCCAUAGCCUGGACUAUAUGCGAGGUGUCUACAGCAUGAUGAAGCAGGAUGCGCCCGACGACUAUGUUCUAGCGACUGGCGAGACACGAUCGGUCAGAGAUUUUGUGGUGACCGCAUUUCAAAUUGUGGCAAUUCAGCUGAAUUGGAGUGGCAGUGGAAUUGAAGAAAUCGGUGUCGAUGCUCGUACUGGACGGGUUCGAGUUCGUGUAGACCCCGACCUCUACCGACCAGCAGAGGUUUCAUAUUUGCGUGGCUCUGCGCAGAAAGCGGCUACAAGUCUUGAUUGGCAACCAGAAGUUCCGUUCAAGGAAUUGGUAAAGGAGAUGGUGGAGGCUGACAUAGCAUUGAUUCAUGGGAAACCCACGAGAUUCUGGAUGGAGAGCAAGCUAUAG